GGAGAAGAUAUUAACUUCUUCGUGCGUGUGUGGCUUCGUUGUCGAGAGAGAGAAAUUGCACAAAUUGACGGAAUCGCGCACACAGUUGUUGAGGUCGUCGAGUGCAAUCACAGCCGCCAGCUUUCCUGAUAUCGAAAAGUGCAAUUAGCGAGCGUGCGCGUAUCUGUACGGUGCAGUGUUUCUCUGUUUGCUGUGUAUGUGUGCGUGUGCCUGUGUGUGUCUCAGCAGCAACAACGGCAACAACAAAAAUAAAAUUUAAGUUAAAUUGAAGAGAAAUAUUCAUCAAGAAGAUACUCGCAAACUAAAGGAAUGAAAUAUGCUUAAAACACAGUUUGCACGAAGUGCCAACUAGCGUAAAAGUGUACCAAGUGAAAAUAGCCAACAGCAGCAAAUCGAAUUGAAAAUCAAAGAAAGCGCACCUAGGAAACCCCAUCAGAAAUAAGACUCAACCCCCCAUUUCGUGCUUCCAAUGGGUCAUCACUUCAGUAAGGCCAUUGUACGCGCCAAUAGCCAGGAUCAGAGUCACAGAUCAAACACAGACCGAGCACCAGCAGCCAUUGUCGAGGCUAUUGGCCUGGACGAGGAGGAGCUCCAAGUGAAAGAGAUCCUUUGUGGGGACACUGUUGCAUCUCGGGCAGAAUUGCGUCAGAUUAUAAUUAAAAUUCAAUUGGCCAAAAUGGAGCAGCAGGUGGAGAAGCAUCAGCAGCAGCAGCAGCAAACAGAGGAAAAUCAAGUAGCCGCCGCAUUGUCUGCGGACGCGCUCAAUGCAAAUGGACAGCAGCAGCAGCAGCGGAUUGUGAACGUAACGCUGGAAAGGGCAACCGGUGAGGGGGACAUGGGGGUGGUGAAGGAGGCGGUGGGUGUGGUGGGCAGUUCAGCGGAAGCGCCAAAAAAUAACAAUUUCGCGGGAAGCGUCGGCGCUGCGAUUAGUACUUUACAAUUGCACGACGCCAACAGCAACAACGCUAACGACGCCGCUGACGACGACGACGACGACGACGAUGUGGUGGAUGAAUCGCUGCUGCGUCGACGGCGGAGCAAUAGCCACCACCACAACCACAACGAGGCCGAAGUCGUUGAGUACUACGAGGUCUUGGAGUCGCUGCCAGUUAGCAAUAUGUCGUCGUCGGCGACGCAACACACCAGCAAGCAAGGUUCCAGAAAUACCAAUAAUAGCAACAGUUGCUGCCGCAGUCGCAGCAGUAAGACACUAUCCAUGGGAGCAGCCACAUCCUCCUCCUCAUCCUCUAAUGCCGCUGCCGGAUCGGCGGCCACAUCCUCCAAACGGCGUUGCUGUAAAUGCAAAUGCCGGGAUGCCUUCCGUGGACUCAGAGACAUGCUGCCCACAUCCGGUGGCAACAACAACAGCAGCAGCAGCACUUCCGGUCACAGCAAAAAGGAAUCUUCAAGCUCAGCAGCAACGGUGGCCACCGUGUCACGGAAAUCCCGGACAGCGGAUCGACGUUCCACGCCGCCCACGUUGGGUGCCUCAAGCGGUGCCACGCAACAUCGCUUGCAGAAUCAAAGGAAACGGAACUCGGUGGCCGUCCCAGAUGCGAGUCAUCAGCAUCAUCAGGUUAUCAUAAGGAUUACAUCGCCUGGCUUUGUGGUGGAGUCACCUGGUGGCGGCCGCGUAACAGUCAUCACCGAAUCUGCACCCCUAACGCCACUGACGCCACCUCAGGCCCGUCCCUUGAUAGCCACAACGGCGGCGGCAUCCGUUUCCGGUGUCGGAACCCGCAAUCUUACAGUCCACUCGCAGAUCGAUUUUAUGCAUUGCCUGGUGCCCGAUCUGGAGAAGAUCACCAAUAGCAGUUUCUACUGGGGCAAGAUGGAUCGGUAUGAGGCAGAGCAUCUGCUGGAGGGCAAGCCGGAGGGUACAUUCCUGUUGCGUGAUUCCGCCCAGGAUGAGUUCCUCUUCUCGGUCACAUUCCGGAAAUACGGUCGAUCCCUGCAUGCCCGCAUCGAGCAGAGCGGUCACAAGUUUAGCUUCGACUGCCAUGAUCCCUGCGUUUUCACUGCUCCCACGGUAACCGGUCUGCUGGAGCAUUACAAGGAUCCCGCCUGCGUCAUGUUCUUUGAGCCCUGCCUCACCAUACCCCUCCAUAGGCGUCAGACCUUCUCCCUGCAGCAGCUGGCACGUGCCACCAUUGUCUCCAAUACCAGCUACGAUGUCAAUCAGCUGGAGCUACCCGGACGCCUGAAGAGCUACCUCAAGGAGUACCAUUACAAGCAAAAGUUGCGCGUCAAGCCCAUCGAUCAGAACACACCGGUGCCGUAUUACGGCGAUGUAUAGCGGGAGGAGCAACAGGUGGGCUUCACCUACUACGAGGAUGUGGAGAGUGCCAGCGAGGAUGAUGACGAGGAUGAUGAGGGCGUCAAUAUACGCGUGUCCUAUGUCCAGCAUGCCGAGGUGGUGGCCCAGCUGCAGCAGGCCACAACCCUUCAACCGGCAGCACCUCCAAGUCGAACCUUUCAUCUUCAGGAGCAGCUCAGCCGGUUGCCAACGCGCAUGGCCGCCGCCCUGGGUCGGAUGUCGGCCAAUCUCAAUUGCUAUCAGCCGGCGGCUCGGUUGGAACGCCACACCACUUGAUAAAUGAGAAGCCGAAGGAACAACAGAAACCAGAGAAACCAAAACUCAACCUGAGACAAUCCCAGUGCAUCGCAGCCACCAUAAAAAUAAGCUACAAACAAAAGAAAAGAGCCCAAAAAGAAAACCCGUAAAUAUCGCUCACUGGCCGGAAAAUUCCCUACCAAUUUCUCAGAGGUGGCCUUGACGGUCCUCUUGAUUUUCCAGUGAGCGAUUGCGCGUAUAGCUAAUUGUACUAUAAACUAAGUAUUAUUACCUAAAACAACCCCAAAACUCUCCCUACAAUGAUAUAAG
Drosophila serrata is the source of this 2884-nucleotide messenger RNA. RefSeq names its product Suppressor of cytokine signaling at 36E (gene Socs36E). The record is from RefSeq and is a predicted model, not a curated record. Gene Ontology annotation, molecular function: 1-phosphatidylinositol-3-kinase regulator activity. Gene Ontology annotation, cellular component: phosphatidylinositol 3-kinase complex. Gene Ontology annotation, biological process: phosphatidylinositol phosphate biosynthetic process; intracellular signal transduction. Lineage: Eukaryota; Metazoa; Arthropoda; Insecta; Diptera; Drosophilidae.